AAUGGCAUAUCAAUAGCCUUUUUACAUGGCAUCACCACAAAGACCCCAACCUCAGCCUUAAUCCUAUAUUCCACCACCCUAAGUAUAGGCAAGACCAUAAUACCCUCCUCAACCCUAAUAUCCACCUUCAAUACCAUAGGUACAUUUUGAAUUUAUUUUGAAUAAAUUGUAGGGAUAUCGUCCACCCCAACCAUACGGUUAUCCUCAACCUUAAAUAGUUAAAUAACCAUUACCACCUUAACCCCAAAGGAUCUCUUAUCCAUAACAACCAAUUGGAUAUCCACCAUAAUAACAACCACCUCAAACCUAUCCUCCCUAACAAGUAUAUCCAUAAGGUCCUAUCUAUACUCAGAGUCCUUAGAGACCAAAUCCAACACAACCAUAUCCAUAGCAACCUGUAAGAGUGUUAAUUUUAUCAUAGAAUGUUUAACAGUAUAGAUAACCAUAGCCUCCUUAGAGUCUGCCUCCAAGAUCUGUUCAAUCUUAAUAAUACCCACCAUAACAAUAUCAAUAACCAUAACAACAAGUAACUCGUCCAUAUGUUCAACCUUAACCAUAAGCUCCAGUCUAAUAAUUGGCUUAAGCUCCAAUUCAAAACAAAGUUGUUCAACCACCACCUUAACAAGUUCAAUAAUAGCCAAAAGCCUAAUCAGUACCAUAAUAUAGACCCCCUGAACAAUAAUAAUAGCCUUAAUAACAAUAAUAAUACAAACCAUAAUAGUUGUCAUAGAAAGAUGAAGAUUUAGAGAAGAAGUUUUAAGAUGCAAUAGAUAGAACAAGAGAUUUAGUUUAAAGAUACUAGAAUCCAUAAUAAAAUUAAUAUUAACCUUAAAAGUAAUAGCAAUAACCUCAACAACAGCCAUAAUAUGAAAAGUAAUGAAUUUUUUCUAUUUUAAUAGUCCUGAGAAUAAUGAUUAAGAUUAAUAACUUUAAGAUUUGGCUUUGUAAUAUGAAGAUGGUUACAUUUAUAGAGGAUAAGGUUAUGAACCAGCAACAAGAGAAGGUUUUGGAGUUCUAACUGAUUAAAAUGAUAAUGAAGUUUAUAGUGGAUAUUGGCAUGAAAAUUAAUAUCAUGGAUAAGGUAAGUUGAUCAAUUUCUAAGCUGAAUAAAUUGAUGGUCCAUUUGAUUAUUAAGAUCUUAGUGGCAUUGAUAACGGUUGGUUAGGUUAUGAGGGUAUAAAAUCUAUAUAAUAAAUAAGGUGAAUUCUUUGAAGGUAAAAUGCAUGGUUAAGGAACACUUUAGUUAACUAAUGGUGAAAAGUUUGAAGGUAAAUUUAAUGAUGGAAUGAUUGAUGGAGAAGGAGUAUAUACAGCAGCCAAUGGAUAAGUUAUUAGAGGAGUAUGGAAGGAAGGUAUCUUGGCAAGUUAUAUGUGAUCC
Paramecium pentaurelia is the source of this 1378-nucleotide messenger RNA. The record is from the annotation of a GenBank genome assembly. NCBI's taxonomy places the organism in Eukaryota, Ciliophora, Oligohymenophorea, Peniculida, Parameciidae.